UCGGUGGCAAGUGGCAACGCCGCUUAAAUGGCAAACAGGGACAAUAUGUAAUAUUGCCUCGCAUUAUUUGUUUUCUAUUUAGACUAUAUAUUACUUAGGUAAAUUGUAAGUGGGCACAAGGAACAAACUGAAGACAAAAUUCCACAGAGACGCAGACGUCGCCAAGGUUUGUACGCGCCGGCACACAGCGCCAAUAUGCAUCAGCAGCACAUGGAUCUCCAUGCCCCAGUGGACCUCAACAAGUCCCUGGAUGAAAUGACGCCGGAGGAGCGAAUGCGGGCCGAGCACCAGUUGAUGGUUGAGAAACACAAGGGCCAUGAUGCCAUGCACUCAGAAAUGGUUAUCAUAUUGUUUAUGACGUUAGUCAUUGCCCAAAUCAUAUUGGUCGAAUGGAAGAAGCGUCACUACAGAUCCUAUGCAUUUGUCACACUGCUGGCCAUGUGGCUAAUCCCGCUAGUUAUCUCGUGCACCUUCCUCUGGGUACGAUUCAUUAUCAUCUGGCUGAUAUUCACGUGCAUUACGGCGCUAGUCAUGCGCCGGGCCACAACAAAACCCAUACAGGGCACAACGCCCAGGCUCGUUUAUAAGUGGUUUUACUUUAUUUACAAAUUAAGCUAUGGCCUCGGCAUCAUUGGCUAUCUGGUCAUAAUGGCCGCCUUUUUUGGCAUGAACUAUAUAUUUUCACAGCCGCCCAAUACCUGGAUGGAUGUGGGUCUCAUGUUCUGUUUCUAUGGCCUCUAUAUUGGCGUACUGGGUCGCGAUAUAUCCGAGAUAUGUUCAGACAAAAUGGCAGCAGCCAUAGGUUACUACACGCCGCAGGGCAUGCCCACACGACAUCUGGACAACAAUGUGUGCGCCGUGUGUGGCAAUCAGUUGCUGGUCUCUGAAAAGGAAGAGGGCGUCAUCGAGAACACCUACAAGCUGUCGUGCAAUCAUGUGUUCCACGAGUUCUGCAUACGAGGCUGGUGCAUUGUGGGCAAGAAGCAGACGUGUCCCUACUGCAAGGAGAAGGUCGAUUUACAGAAAAUGUUUCGCAAUCCUUGGGAGAAACCUCAUGUACUCUAUGGCAGGCUACUGGAUUGGAUUCGAUGGCUGGUCGCAUGGCAGCCGCUCAUAUUCUUCAUAGUACAGGGCAUCAAUUGGAUGCUGGGCCUUGAAUAGGCGAACAAAUCUAACUGUCCAAUGGCGACUAGUCCAGCACAUCGAUUGCCUAACACCCAAUGUGCUUUACACUAACCAAAACAACCAACCAACCAAGCACCAACAAGACCAACUAUUCCAAAGCUAUAUAAAAAAAGAGAAAAUAUUCUAAAAAUCAUUCAAAUGAGGCGUACAGCUAAAUCCAUCUAUGGCUUCCUUCAACUCCUUUCGAGGCUUGGUUCGUUGUCCUCCCAAAUAGAGUUUUUUGUUGCACAUCCUCAGUUUCAAUUUCAGUUAACGUCACGUUAGGGCCCACAGUUGAAGCAGAGAGCGAUGCAUCUAUCUACAUAUACAUAUAUUUCCAUUAUUCAUUAUUUUAAGCUGUAUAACGAUUAACUGGUAUUUUAGAGAUAAAUACAUAUAUAUGUAUAUAUGUAUAUAUGGUUACAUAUGUAAAUAUAUAUGUAGAUAUACUUGGGCAACAUGUAUCUAUAUGAGCAUAUAUAGGCAUAUAUAUCUGUAUAUAUAUAUAUAAAUAUAUAUGUUGUGUGUGGUGUGUAUGUUUGUAUUACGUCGACGUAUUAUGCGUAUUUUGCACUGGAUAUUGAAUUUAAUGAUCUAUAUUAAAGUAAUGGAAACAUUGAGUGGAUUCUAAGAAAAA
Messenger RNA from Drosophila mojavensis, 1801 nucleotides. Its product is annotated as RING finger protein 121. The record is from RefSeq and is a predicted model, not a curated record. NCBI's taxonomy places the organism in Eukaryota, Metazoa, Arthropoda, Insecta, Diptera, Drosophilidae. Gene Ontology annotation, cellular component: endoplasmic reticulum membrane; Golgi membrane. Bases 196 to 1161 code for a protein of 321 amino acids. The transcript has 6 exons. Gene Ontology annotation, molecular function: ubiquitin protein ligase activity; metal ion binding.